UUUAUUACGUGCUUUACUCUCCGAGGCAAAAUGUCAGCGUUACAGUUAAAAGUUACAUUGUGAAGACUGCAGACCGAGCUGCUUUUCACGCGUGCCCAGGGAAUGCUGAAGGAUCAGUCGUGUCUUACAGGCGGGUAAUAUUAUUAGCCCUUCAGACAGUGCAACUAUAUCUCUGGUAACCAUUCAUCCAUGUGUGAUCUUACUUGAAACAUUACAUGACAGAUUUGACAAAAACUAUUGUCCAGUGUCAUCAGUAUACUGUUUCCCAUGCCGACUCUCCUGUACCACACCUCCCACCUCCUCACUCAGCCCAGCUAUGCCUCGUACUCCCAAACCAGCCAAUAAAUCAUCAUGUGAAUCCAGAAACAAAAAUGUCAGGGGUGUGAAACCUUUCAUAACUACAAGACAAACAGCAAACUCACGCAAAGCUAAUUGCUCAGCCACUCUCAGGAGUCAAGAUGAGAUCAGGAAGUCCACAGACAAACAACAGGCAGCCAAGGGGUCCCAGAGGAGUGCUGUCAGCAAGCCCGGCAAGAGGAGAGUCAAGACUGCCCCAGUUGUUGAAGUAUCCAGACGUACGCGUGCUUCUUUAACCGAAAAUGGCUUGUCAAACCGUAAUGGCCAAGGGAAGCCACCUCGCAAUAGUCGGUUGUGUCAGAGCGUCCUACAGGAAGUUGAGUCUCAUACGAGGGUGCUUACACGGAGAAGGGGAGGUCAGCAGAACAGAGGACAGGAUACUGUCUCUAAAAGGCUCAAACUUCAUGAUCUUAAUAGUGAUGGGCAACAAAAGAUCGCUCAGGGACUGACCAUUAACAUAAGGUCGGAGGAAACUGCGGAGGAGCACAGAGAGACGGUUGUUCUCGACACUGACAAGGCAGAGGAGAAGGUAAAGGCAAACACAGAAACUGUACAAAAUGAAAGAUGCUGUGCUCCUACUGAUACAGAAGUUGCGCUUGUUGAGCAGUGUGACCCGUUAGAGCACAAACCCGUCAAUAACGUGGACAUUGCCUACAAUGCUGAUAUCUCAGGCCCAACCGUUCCCUCCCCUUUACUGUCAGAUAUGUAUGAUUCAGGUCAGGCUAAUGAGGUCAACGAAAUUGUUAACCAACAUACUGACUUUUCUCACAAUUCUUGUGAAACCACUUCAGAAACCUCUACAGAAGUAGAUGAGACCGUAACCUCACUUGUUUGUCAAUCCCCUAAAGAAUCACCAGCACUUGAAAACAUCACAAAUGCUCCCCAGGUAGGAAAAAUAGAGUUGCAAAGCAAUGUAGACGUGGACACUAAAGAUGAAAUUGACGAUGCUGAAAUGUUAAUGAAGAAAGAAGGAGCGCUUUCUCUCCUCUCUUUGAGCACAACCAUUAACAACAGAACUCUUUGUGACAAAGACGUGGCAACAACGUCUUUCAACGGCUCGCUCUCCAAUAACACAGAGAGCACCCACUCCUCAUUUGACAGCGAAGCAGAGUUGGUUCUGGUGCACAGAACCUCAGGAAACACUCCUCUCCUGGUUGAGGAUAUUCAGCUGCGUUUACUUAAAGUUCAAGAGAGGAGAGACAGAAAAAAGAGAAGUCAUUGUGGUGUUUGUGUGACCUGCCUGCGCAAGAUCAACUGUGGGGAAUGCAGCAGUUGCCUGAACCGAAAAACAGGACAUGAGAUCUGUAAGCUUAGAAAAUGUAUCGAGCUGAGGAAAAAGCCCUUAAUGAUCUGUACGGGAGAGGUUGAGUCAGAGGCAAACUCAGUAAAUGGCACAGGCUCAGAGCAGAUGGAGGAGACCAGUGUGGCACCAGAGGAAGAGGAGCAUUACAUAUCCCAAAUACACAAUAUCCCUGAUUUUCCCACUCCUCUCCAGCAUGGCCAGGCAUCAGCUCAUCCUGAAAAGCAGCCCUGGACAACUGAUAGCAAAGAUGUCCUUCUGAUCUCUCAAAGCUCUCUAAAUGGUGGUGAACACAUGAAACCAAACACUGAGAAAUAUGUGGAACUGUCCUCUAGAACUAAACCCAUGUUAAGCAAAACUCAUGAACCCGAGGCACUUCUAGAAAAGACAGUUCCUCUAAAGAAGAUAAAACUGGAGGAGCAAUCGGUUGAGAUCGAUAACCAACACUCAAGGCACUUAGAGACUAUCGGGUGCCAUGAGGAUGCUUUAUCCACUCUUGCAUCUGUAGUCUGCUUCUCUAGUAAAAGUAGAAAAGAUCUUGAGGAGAAGCAUUUUAGGCCUCAGACCUCAGAUAUCUGUUCUUUGAAAAUUGAGCCGAAAGAAGAACCACAUCAGUGUCAGUCAAUUCAAGAAGAACCAGCAAAACCUCCUCAGCAAGAUAACAUUGCACUAUCUUUACCCAGUGUCCAGUCUCUGGUCCAGCAAAGGAAUAUUAGUGUUGAUCAGGCAAUAGCUAUUGAGGCCUUGACCCAACUGGCAGCUACCCCACAAACGGUGUCCUUCAAAACAGAAGACCAGGGCACUCAGCAAGACAACCCAAUGUCUACAUACUCCACUUCAAGCAACCACAAAUAUCCUCUGGAGGCUAAAUCAGUUUCAGAUGUUUUCUCUAACAAGGUCUCCGUAAUUAGUUCAUCAUUGCAUCAGACGUCUGUCAUCUGCAGCCCUUUGAAUAGGCAGGUCAACUCCACACAAAGUCAUCACUGUGCAUCUACUCCCAGAAAGCUUUCUUUGAAGGAUCUUCUGGUAGCUAGCUCAGAAUGUGAAAAGCUAUCAUUUACCACAGAGAGCCAAAGAUAUGGCCAAGCACUUUGUAAAAUUGACAGGUUAGAAGGCACUUUCAAGAAAUCCAAACAUGGUGAAGGGACACCUAUCUCAAGAAAGAGGGAUGAGGAGGAAGUUGCUGCUCAAUUGGUGCAACUUGCAUCCAUGAUCCAAUCGAGACAGUCGAAGCAAGUCUCUGAAAACAGUCCCCCGAAAGGCUUGCCAGCUCAGACUAUGAAAUACGAUAAUGUUUUAGGGGAGCGCUUGAAAAAACAAAGAAAACCUAGAACGACACCUUCAAACCCCAGAAUUUCCAAGAAGAAAGCUGGUGAGGUUGAGGACAACCAUUGUAGGAUUCCAUUGGCCAGGAAGACACCCAACAAAAAGACCCCACUCAAGGACAUCAUCCAGAAAGCCAUUUUGCAACAAAAAAUGAGGUUUCAGCACAAAAGCAGUAAAUUUCUUCCACAAGCUCAGAUUGACCUGAAAAAAUACAUUGCGGAAGCUCACCGUGAGAACAGGCAGCACUUAUAUUAUAGCAACUCUCUGAAGAAAGAGCACUUAGACUUUGAAACUAUCACAGGUUCUGGGAAACAGAAUGGCAUUCACUUUAAACAUGUGUAUGGUGACAACUCUGUAUUGCCACCAAAUGGACUCUUUCACAAUCAUAUGAAUGAGCAUCUUGGUGCUAGCCAGUGGAGGAAGCAUGAAUGUGAACAACACAUGAUAUCUCAGGUAUCGAAAACCUACGAUGUGCUGAAUCAUGGUGCUAAACAACAACCUCAACAUACGAUGCUCAGUGUACCUUGUAAAGACUUGCCACAAAGCCCAGGUUUGAACCAUAAAGCAAACAGUUUUAACUAUAAUCAACACUUGCAAACAAAUCUAAAUGGACAUUACAAAGUAGAGAAGUCUGGUGAUGUCACUGUGCUGUCCACAUCUGAGGUACAUUUGGGAAAUGGUGACUUUCCGUACACUGGAGAACAGACUCCCACCAAGCACACUCUAAACAGCUUUUUGGAGUCUCCAAUGAGGUUUUUGGACACACCAACCAAAAAUUUGCUCAACACCCCCUCCAAACAAUCCACAGAACUGCCCUCCUGUGACUGUAUGGAACAAAUUAUUGAGAAAGAGGAGGGUCCAUACUACACUCACCUUGGAUCUGGCCCGAAUGUAGCAGCAGUGAGAGAGAUGAUGGAGAACAGGUAUGGUGAGAAAGGCAAUGCAGUCCGUGUGGAGGUUGUGGUGUAUACUGGCAAGGAGGGGCGGAGCUCGCAGGGUUGCCCAAUCGCCAAGUGGAUCAUACGUCGUGGAAGUGUGGAAGAGAAGUUGUUGUGUCUUGUGCGGCAGCGUGCUGGUCACUGUUGUCAGAACGCAGUGGUUGUCAUUCUGAUCCUGGCCUGGGAGGGGAUCCCACACAGUGUGGCCGACAGCCUGUACCAGGAGCUCACACAGACUCUCUGCAAAUAUGGCACGCCCACUAGCCGCCGAUGUGCCCUCAAUGAAGAUCGUACCUGUGCAUGUCAGGGUCUGGAUCCAGAGACCUGCGGUGCCUCCUUCUCAUUUGGUUGCUCCUGGAGUAUGUAUUUCAAUGGCUGCAAGUUUGCACGCAGCAAAACGCCCCGGAAGUUCAGACUGCAGGGAGACUACCCUCAGGAGGAGGAGAAGUUGGAGAGGUAUCUGCAGAAUCUGGCCACAGAUUUGGCCCCCGUUUACAGAAAACUGGCUCCUGAGGCCUUUCAGAACCAGGUUGAGCAAGAGCAGCAGGGGCCGAACUGUAGGCUGGGGAGGAGGGAAGGUCGACCAUUCGCUGGUGUGACUGCAUGUGUGGACUUCUGUGCUCAUGCUCACAGAGACACACAUAACAUGACCAAUGGAAGCACUGUGGUAUGCACUUUAACCAAGGAGGAUAACCGUGCAGUACGGAACAUUCCAGAGGACGAGCAGCUGCAUGUCCUGCCUCUCUAUAAGAUAUCUGACACGGAUGAGUUUGGCCAUGUUGAGGGCCAGUGGGCUAAGAUGAAGACUGGGGCUCUGCAGGUCCUUUCUGCUUUCCCAAGAGAAGUGCGGCUGCUGGCCGAGCCUGUCAAGUCAGCCCGCAAGAGGAGGCUGGAUGCUAAAAGAGCCCAUGCUGAGAAACUUAACGGCCUGGAUAAAAAGCAGGUCACUCCUGUAAAAGUGAGGAAUGAGUCUCUUAAAGGUUUCAAACAAACCUCUGUUGAAUAUUCACCACGUUCGGAAAAGGAAACAUGGAAUCUCUGGUCCAGAAUGCAAUUUCCAGACAUAGGACGCCAAUUCUCGGACUUCUACUCUUCUAGCCCAUACAAGCCGAGAAACACAUGCGCCACACCUUCUGUAGCCUCCAACUCUGGCAUGCCCACACAUUCUUCUUCAUCUCGCUCGGACUUCUCUCAAUCCCAGCAUAAUAUUUCUGGUGGAACCACUCACAGUAAUGGUUCUCCUCCUUUUAAACAUGGUCCAGGACUGGAGGCCAUUCGGCGGAUCUCUGCAGAGCUCGCUGAGCAGAAACCAUUCAGAAACCAGCCAUGUUUGAAUGACCCCAUGAGAACAAACUCCCAUAAUGGCUCUGAUAAUUCUCCCUCUUUCAAAUCUGAGCAUGAGGAGAUGCGGUGCUUCCAGGGUGGGGCGGCUCCCAAUCUGCUCUCCCCGCCAAUGGUGGAGGGUCUUCACAGUUGUUUGAACUGCCCCCCUAGAGGUCAACCAGGCCUUGAUGACCACCCCAACCCACCCGUUACUCCAGAGGUGGUUAAAGCAGAGGAGGUGUGGUCAGACAGCGAGCACAAUUUUCUUGACAGCGAUAUUGGUGGGGUUGCGGUGGCUCCCUCUCAUGGCUCGAUCCUUAUCGAAUGUGCACGACGGGAGCUACAUGCAACCACUCCCAUCCUGCGACCCAACCGCAGGCAUCCCACUCGAAUCUCCUUGGUCUUCUACCAGCACAAGAGCCUGAAUGCACCUGGUCAUGGCCUGCAACAGUGGGAAGCCAAGAUGGCUAUAAAGGCAAGGGAGAGAGAAGAGGAGGCAGAGCGUCUGGAAGCUUUGGAAGCUAAGGAUAAAAGGUCAAAGACAAUGGAUUCCAGUACAGAGAGUGAAGAUGAGACUUAUCAGGAUGAGAGACACAAGGUUCAGGUCCCUACCCGCCAAUCACUAACAGUUACACGUGAUGGCGUCAUCAUGUCAGCCCCCUACGCCCUCACACACGUUACUGGGCCUUAUAACUGCUGGACGUGAGAUUUUCCAUGCUUUUCUAGAUAAUGCCUUACCUCAGUUAGAUCUUUUCGCACCUGUUUUUAUGCGCCGCUUGCCGUUAUGCUCAUCAUGUCAGCUCUUACGAUGAAAUGGACUACCGUUUUUAGGUUUUUAACUAUGAGAUUUGGUGUGUGUGUUUGUGUGUACAUGUUUGUGUAUUUUUUAGUUUUUUAUUGUAAAGAGAUGGUGCUCAGAACAGAUGUUAUAAAACUGGUUUUAUACAUAAAGACAAAAUUAGUGCAUAGAAGAUGUGAUUAUUUAUUCUAAUCAUUUUCAAAACUAUUUUGUAAUUUAAUUUCUGGUCCAAGCCUGUUUACUGCAAUAGGAUUCUGUCAUCCGUUAAAUGACGUGUGUAGUAAACACUCCGAAUUGACAUUGUCAAAUGUCAAUUCUAUUUUCUUGGGUGCUCUCUUGUAGUUGCUCUUUUAUGGUGCCAUUGUAGCAGUAAGGUUAAAUGACCAUUGGUCAUUACAAGAACUUUACAUUUUACAUUAGAUUGUUGGUCACAUAUUUAAAUGACAGUUAUAGCAUUUGGUUUUGUCUUUACACUAUCUGGGUAAAUUGUAUUGGUAAUGAAGAUACAUUGUUUUUGCAUUGUGAGACAUAGUUUUCAGUAAUUGGCAUCCUUUAAAAAGCACUUUGUAUCUUCAAACCGACGUGAUCUUUGAGGGUCCCAUCAUGCACGUUUGUUUUUUGUUCAUUAUCAAGUGUCUACAGUCAAAAUUGUUCGGUGUAUCUUUUUUGACAAUGUUUCAAAAUCCAAACCGGUUAUUUACCUUCACUUGUGUAAAAGAUCACAUUAUUUGAUCCAAAUUUAUGUUUUUAUUUUUUUUCUUAACUCCCAAAAAGUUUGAAACAUGACUUGAAAACAGCUUAAUCAAUUUAUACUGUACACAUAAUGACAAAUAUUUUAGCAUUCAAGCUUGUUAAAAUAUGUUCAAAUGAAUUUACUGUAUGUUUAUCACUGGUGCUUUAAAAGAAUUCCCAUGAAACCUAAAAUGUAAUUUCAUAUAUUUGUAUUGCUACGUAGAGCAUUUUUAUUUUAAAUAAAUCCCUUUUUUGGUGAGGGGGCGGUGGAGGAGAUCAAUGUCUGUACAUUUCGAUAUAAACAUAAAAGUUAUUCUAUUUGUUCAAUUAUUAUUAUUUUCAGGGGGUGCAUUGAAUGGAAAGAUCAACUUCAAAACCAUGAUACUCAAUGACUUUGUAAUUCUUAGUCAAGCUAUUGGCUCAAAUAAAAACAAAAGGUUUACAUAACUCUAAACUUAAGGUUUAAAGUGAAUUUAAGGCUAAAAAAUAUUUUUGGUGCUAAAAUGUUUACUUUAGUGUUCAAAACUAUUGUAUACCCAAAAUGCUAUUCUUAUACUUAAGCACUUAAACAACAUCUUUUAAUGUUAGUUCUGAGAAACUUAACACAUCAUCUUUGAAAACAUGUUUUGACUAUUAACGAGCACUCUAGUUGCAAAGAUAGAAAAGCUCUACAAUAUCCCAAUGUGAACCUAUGUUUUGGGGAACUUGAAAUCACAAAGUGGCGUGGGUAUAUUCUCGCUAUACUGUCUCUUCAGUUAAAUCAGUUUUUGCUGAACAAUGCAACUGUUGUUUUUGUGUUAAACUAUCAUGUGUAACAAAAGUCUUGUAUGUGGUGCUCAUACAGUACAAAGUACCAGACAAAUCGAUUUUAGGUGCUGCACUAGUUUGGAUCUUUCAUUUGUGGGGUUUCUAAUAUUUACCUAACUUAAAGCUGAAGUGUGUACAUUUUUCUAUGUUUAAAUACUUUCUCCUAUCCCAGCUUAAUAUGCAGAGACAACUAUAAACCAUUUGCAGUUUGGUUCCCCCAAAAAGAGUAAACACUGAGGCCUAUCAAAAACAUUGCUCUGUUUGUUUGAGCAUCCUGGCCAGUCCGACACAGCAACAUCUGUUGCUAUCUCUUUUUUUAACAAUGAAAGACUAGGGAAUUUUUGCUAUGGAAGUGACUCUUGUGAAGAAAUUACAAAUUUCAGCUUUAAACAUCAUCAGAUCAUGCUAUAUUGUAUUUUUUCCCCUCUUGACCUAGUGCAACACAAAUAUUACUAUGACCCUCACAGUCACCCCAUAGUAAUUCAUUGUGAUUGUAUUGUCAGUACUAUCUGUUGACUUCAAGAAAUGAAAUUGUCUAAUGGAAAUACUAAUGCAAUUUGUUUCAAAGCUCAAUUAUUUUAUAAAUUGUUUCUAAGCUAUGGUUUACUUUGAAUUAUGCAUUGAUUUUGUGUCUCCAUGUCACUGUUCAAAAGCAGCCUUUAUUUGUGUGAAUUUGAUUUAUAAUUACGCAACUUCUUAUUUAUUUGGCAUAUUAUAGGUUUGGCUCAUAUGAGAGGUCAAGAAGACUGUAAAUGGCCAUCACAGCAACAUUUUAGUUAAAAAAAAAAAAUCUGUAAUAUGAAAUAGAUACCCAAAUACAUUAUAUUCACCUGGCUAUUCACAUUAUAAAUCUGUUGCAUGUUUCUCCUCCUUUGUUGUAGUUUUUCCCCUCUUUUCUCAGGUAGUCUCUGUGCCCUCAUGUCACUUUGGAUAUACACUCACCUAAAGGAUUAUUAGGAACACCAUACUAAUACUGUGUUUGACCCCCUUUCGCCUUCAGAACUGCCUUAAUUCUACGUUGCAUUGAUUCAACAAGGUGCUGAAAGCAUUCUUUAGAAAAGUUGGCCCAUAUUGAUAGGAUAGCAUCUUGCAGUUGAUGGAGAUUUGUGGGAUGCACAUCCAGGGCACGAAGCUCCCGUUCCACCACAUCCCAAAGAUGCUCUAUUGGGUUGAGAUCUGGUGACUGUGGGGGCCAUUUUAGUACAGUGAACUCAUUGUCAUGUUCAAGAAACCAAUUUGAAAUGAUUCAAGCUUUGUGACAUGGUGCAUUAUCCUGCUGGAAGUAGCCAUCAGAGGAUGGGUACAUGGUGGCCAUAAAGGGAUGGACAUGGUCAGAAACAAUGCUCAGGUAGGCCGUGGCAUUUAAACGAUGCCCAAUUGGCACUAAGGGGCAUAAAGUGUGCCAAGAAAACAUCCCCCACACCAUUACACCACCACCACCAGCCUGCACAGUGGUAACAAGGCAUGAUGGAUCCAUGUUCUCAUUCUGUUUACGCCAAAUUCUGACUCUACCAUCUGAAUGUCUCAACAGAAAUCGAGACUCAUCAGACCAGGCAACAUUUUUCCAGUCUUCAACUGUCCAAUUUUGGUGAGCUCUUGCAAAUUGUAGCCUCUUUUUCCUAUUUGUAGUGGAGAUGAGUGGUACCAGGUGGGGUCUUCUGCUGUUGUAGCCCAUCCGCCUCAAGGUUGUGCGUGUUGUGGCUUCACAAAUGCUUUGCUGCAUACCUCGGUUGUAACGAGUGGUUAUUUCAGGCAAAGUUGCUCUUCUAUCAGCUUGAAUCAGUCGGCCCAUUCUCCUCUGACCUCUAGCAUCAACAAGGCAUUUUCGCCUACAGGACUGCCACAUACUGAAUGUUUUUCCCUUUUCACACCAUUCUUUGUAAACCCUAGAAAUGGUUGUGCGUGAAAAUCCCAGUAACUGAGCAGAUUGUGAAAUACUCAGACCGGCCCGUCUGGCACCAACAACCAUGCCACGCUCAAAAUUGCUUAAAUCACCUUUCUUUCCCAUUCUGACAUUCAGUUUGGAGUUCAGGAGAUUGUCUUGACCAGGACCACACCCCUAAAUGCAUUGAAGCAACUGCCAUGUGAUUGGUUGAUUAGAUAAUUGCAUUAAUGAGAAAUUGAACAGGUGUUCCUAAUAAUCCUUUAGGUGAGUGUAAGCUUCUAUAGGAUUCUCACAUUGUCUUCCAAUUAAAUUCUCAAAAAUGUCAAUUUACUUUUGUUUGUAUUUUGUGAAAAUGGACAGGCGGUCCCCCUUUUGUCAUCUUCAAUUAUUUUACCAGUUUGGUAAUUAUGUUCUAUAUACAGUGAAGGUCUUUACCAAUGGGUGGAAGGUAAAGUGUGUAAUUUUUUGAAUAUUGAAAUAGAAAAACCUCCUAUCCCAGCUUAAUUUGCAGAGGCAACAAUAAGUACAGGAAGCCAUUUGUAGAUUGAUUCUGGCAAAAUGUGUAAACACUGUGGCACAUUGCUCUGUUUGUUUAAGUAUCCCAACCAGCCCAAUACAGCAACAAUUACACAACCAGUGACUUGGUGGACUAUUUUAUUUUUUUUACUAAUGAAAACCAUGAAUAUUUUUUUAAUUAUAUUUUGUGGUGCAGAAAUUACACACUUCACCUUUAAGUAUGAAUGUAAGCCAUUAAAGGCAACAUUAUUUGUUGUGGUAUAAUGUAGAAUAUUGCACCUCCUCUUACUUGUAAAAUCAAUCAAGAACAUAUUAUGACUUGAAGACUUAUUCAUUCUUGAUGAAAUGUUUUGUCAAGGAAAGAAAACACCAGCUUUUGAGAUUUUUCCUUUAAAAAAAUAAAAUGCACAGUUGUAUGCUACUAAAGAGUCUGAGAUGACAUGCUUUGGCAGUGCACAUUUUCUGAAUGGUUUUUCAUUUACAUUCUUAUACUUCAUGCAUAAUUCUAGAUACUUGAAACAUUUGAAUGUCCCAUUUUGUCUCCUAAAGCAUACGUUAUGGAA
Molecule: messenger RNA, 10546 nt
Organism: Xyrauchen texanus (razorback sucker)
Lineage: Eukaryota; Metazoa; Chordata; Actinopteri; Cypriniformes; Catostomidae
Product: methylcytosine dioxygenase TET1-like
Exons: 11
Coding region: 317-5950 (1877 amino acids)
Biological process (GO): positive regulation of transcription by RNA polymerase II; oxidative demethylation
Cellular component (GO): nucleus
Molecular function (GO): DNA binding; zinc ion binding; DNA 5-methylcytosine dioxygenase activity
Source: RefSeq, a predicted model, not a curated record